Messenger RNA from Trichoderma reesei QM6a, 651 nucleotides. RefSeq lists its product as uncharacterized. Bases 1 to 651 code for a protein of 216 amino acids. The transcript has a single exon. Lineage: Eukaryota; Fungi; Ascomycota; Sordariomycetes; Hypocreales; Hypocreaceae. The record is from RefSeq and is a predicted model, not a curated record.
AUGAAAGCCCGCAUCAUCACCCACAUGAACACCCAGCACACCCGCGAACUCUCCCACUACCUUCGCCACUACGCCGGCCUGUCCGCCCGCGCCGCCGCCGCCUCGCCCGCCAUCCAGGACAUGGACCUCUCCAAGAUGACCAUCGCGACCCGCGGCGGCGGCACCUACGACGUGCCCUUCUCGCCGCCCCUGUCGUCCUGGGCCGAGGCUCGCCCGCGCGUCAUCGCCAUGGACGCCGCCGCCCGCGAGGCCCUCGGCAUCAGCGACGUCUACCUCACAGAGUACGCCUUCCCCCGGGGAUUCGACUGGGUGCCCUUCGUCGGCGUCUGCUUCUACUACGUCUGCGCCGCGGGGCUCCCGUGGGUUGUGCCCGGGAGCGCGGCGUGGGACGUCCUCGGGCACGUGUUUCCCGGCGGCCCUGAAUGGUUCCGCUGGGUGGUCAAGACCAUCUUCGGCAUCGUCUUGGCCAUUCACCUUGUCGAGGUCUACUUGCUGGACAAGUGGCGGCUGCAAAAGUACGGCGUCGCGAGGUUCUCCGGCUUGUGGUGGGCGUGGGCGAGCAACAUCUUCGUGGAGGGCAUCACGACGUGGAAGAGGCUGGACCGGAUCAUUGCCGAGAAGAGGGCCCAGAAGGAAGAGAAGAAGCACUAA